Papilio machaon (common yellow swallowtail) is the source of this 1504-nucleotide messenger RNA. Its product is annotated as zinc finger protein with KRAB and SCAN domains 1. The record is from RefSeq and is a predicted model, not a curated record. Lineage: Eukaryota; Metazoa; Arthropoda; Insecta; Lepidoptera; Papilionidae. The transcript has 6 exons. Gene Ontology annotation, cellular component: nucleus. The coding region runs from base 212 to 1312 and encodes 366 amino acids.
GAACACUAAACAUCGUACCGGCACGCGAGUCGACCCCAUACAGCCUUCAUACGUCGACUACGACACAACUUGCAGCUUUUUGGAAAUACGUUUUCGAAAGCGCUGCAAGUAAAAUGUAAAUAUAUCACGCGAUUGGAAUUGAUUAAUAAAUUUUAUUGUGAUCCCGGCCAGUGAUUGAGUGUAAUCUUGUGCUGAGAUUUCCCGCCCAAGGAUGUCACGUCACGUACUGCUGUCGCGCCUAGCGGAACAGUUCCAGUCGACAUCUCCCCCGCCGGCCCAGCGCUUUUCAUCUCCCACGCGCAGUCCCUCUCCCCGCUCCCCCGUUUCCCCGCACUCUCCACCACACUCUCCAGACUCCAUAUCUCACCAACGACUUGAUCUUCUCCAACUGGGGGAUAUCGAAAUCGCAGGCAGAGCGCUCAAGCAAUACGCUAGAGCGACAGAGUUAGGAGCUCUGAUGUACUGUAGCGGGCUGGGCGCACUGUACGGCGGGGCCGGCGUGUGGCCGCUACUAAUGCCGCGGACCUCGCCGCAGUAUGCCCUGCCGCCGCUCGACCAUAUGAGACAUACGCCGCCUAGAGAUGAUGACGAGGAAGAGCUACCGCUUAAUCUAUCCAUGAAAAACCGUCAAAUUUGGUCACCGGGAAGCAAUUGCGAACGCGAAAAGGGAGAAAUAGGGGAGGAAUCACCGAGUUAUCGAUGGGAGAGUAGAGAAGAUAAUGAGACUCCGUUAGAGUUGGUGAAGAGGUGUCGCAGCAGCCCCGACGAGUCAGAGAGAGCGGCAAGCGCUGAACGCCGCUGCCCCUCUGCUCCCGUACCUGUAUUCCCGCCGCCCGCGCAAUCCGGGGACAUCAACUUCACUCUGCUACUCAAAAACGAGAAUAGAAGCGAAAAAUCAUUCCAGUGCAAGCAGUGCGGCAAAUGCUUUAAGCGCUCGAGCACGCUGUCAACUCACCUGCUGAUCCACUCGGACACGAGGCCCUACCCCUGCCAGUACUGCGGGAAGCGCUUCCACCAGAAAUCCGACAUGAAGAAGCACACAUAUAUACAUACAGGCGAGAAACCACACAAGUGCGUCGUGUGUUCAAAAGCGUUCAGCCAGAGUUCGAACCUGAUCACUCAUAUGCGCAAGCACACUGGCUACAAACCUUUUUCAUGUGGCCUCUGUGAUAAGGCGUUCCAGCGCAAAGUCGACCUUCGCCGCCACAGGGACUCCCAGCACGCGGACUCCGUUGAUCCACCGCAAGCACCGACCCGAUACAGAUACUACGAAGAUUCGCCUACUCCGCUUACCCCACUCAUCAGUAACUGAUUUUUUAAUUGUUUUAAAAUACGUGUUUUAAAUAACCGCGAGUUUUCACUGCCGAAGCAGCUGAACAGUAUGUGAUGACAAUGAUUUUGGCCAGGUGUUUCGGCAGAGGAAAUUCACGGUAAUGUUUACUAAUGCACUAGAAUAAUAUAUUGAAAGUAUAUUAAUAUAUUAAGUGAUUGAAGAAAUUUGAAU